Molecule: messenger RNA, 1168 nt
Organism: Hibiscus syriacus
Lineage: Eukaryota; Viridiplantae; Streptophyta; Magnoliopsida; Malvales; Malvaceae
Product: EEF1A lysine methyltransferase 2-like
Exons: 7
Coding region: 90-1115 (341 amino acids)
Biological process (GO): peptidyl-lysine dimethylation; peptidyl-lysine monomethylation
Cellular component (GO): cytoplasm
Molecular function (GO): protein-lysine N-methyltransferase activity
Source: RefSeq, a predicted model, not a curated record
AACAGAAUCAACUUCCCUUCUUUCUUCACUCACGAACAAAUUAAUAAAAUUUUCUUUCCUCUUAUUCUAAAUUUAAAUACUGUAAAAUCAUGGCAGUAUUCAGAUUGGCGCCGGAAGAGUCCUCACCGGAUCCAACCCAGCAACAUCCACCGCCGCAACAACAGCUGCAAACCGAUCGAGAUGUGGCGUCCGACGACGAGCGGUCGGUGGCUGCCGAUUCCUGGUCAAUAAAGAGCGAUUAUGGAAGCACACUUGACGAUGAGCAGCGUCACGUUGAUGCCGCCGAAGCCCUCUCCUCCGCUGCCAAUUCCCGUGCUUCCCCAUAUUACAGCUCUGACAAGGAUGAACCAGAUGCCGAUGCAAUGACAACAGUGCUCAGUCUUCAGAGUUAUAGGAAUGGUGCAAAUUCAGAUGAGUUGGCAAAUUCUCAUGAACAUGGCCAUGCUGCUGAAAUUUGGAUUGGAGCUGAUAUCAUUGAUACUUUUACUUCUUGGACCAAAAGCUUGUGUAUUGAUAUUUCUCAAGGUCACAUGCCAAAUCAUGUUGAUGAGGCCAAGUGCGAGCCUGUUUCACAGGAUGAAAAAUAUUUGUCUUGCUGGAGUGUACUUGACAUUGGCACUGGCAACGGUCUGCUUCUUCAGGAACUUGCUAAGCAGGGGUUCACAGAUUUGACUGGUAUUGAUUACAGUGAGGGUACAAUUGACGUUGCUCGAAGUCAUGCCGACCGAGAUGGAUUUUCAAGCAUCAAGUUUCUGGUUGAUGAUAUUAUUGAGACAAAGUUGGAAAAACAAUUUCAACUUGUGAUGGAUAAGGGGACUCUUGAUGCUAUUGGUUUGCAUCCUGAUGGGCCUAUCAAAAGGAUGAUGUACUGGGAUUCGGUUUCAAAAUUGGUGGCCCCUGGUGGAGUAUUAGUAAUUACAUCUUGCAACCAUACAAAAGAUGAGCUGGUGCAUGAGGUGGAAAGUUUCAAUCAAAGAAAUACUGGAAUGCCCCAAGAAACACACACAGAUCGUCCCCGGUUCCGGUAUCUGAACCAUGUUCGAACGUAUCCUACGUUCAUGUUCGGUGGAUCGUUGGGAACACAUGUUGCCACCGUUGCAUUUCAACGGAACUAAAAUCUUAGAUUUUAAACCUUAAACCUACUGGAUGCCACCUAUUAAGGAUGAUU